This is a messenger RNA of Vicugna pacos (alpaca), 4195 nucleotides long. Lineage: Eukaryota; Metazoa; Chordata; Mammalia; Artiodactyla; Camelidae. The record is from RefSeq and is a predicted model, not a curated record.
GGACGAGGAGAAAGAGUGAGGAGGAGGACCCGAAAGUGGCAAGAGCGCAGAGUGACACUGAUGGGCAAUCGGCCGCGGCCAGAGCAGCACGCAGCAUCCGGGGGGAACGUGGCCGGCCCGGGGGCCCCAGGCGGGCUUCCUGGAGCCCUGGCUCUGCGGCCGCCUGCACCCUGACACAGGCCUGAUAAGAGCCGGCUGCUUUAUCAGAGCCCGGUGGCGCGGUCCCCACGAGGAAGACCCGGGGACCAGUGUGUCCUGAGUCCCACAGCGGAUGGGAGCCGACGCUUGCUUCAGCAAUAGGGAGAGCCGGGCUGCCUGCAGGAGGACGGCGUGACACGGUCCUGAAUGUCCAGACCCGCUGGACGGUGACGGCCAUGUCAGUGAGGGUGCGGUUCCUGUCCUCCGGGGACACAGGGGCCGUGGGGGUCAUGGGCCGGAGCGCCUCCUUUGCAGGCUUCAGCAGUGCCCAGAGCCGGAGGAUCACAAAGUCCAUCCACAGGAACUCAGUGAGACCUCGAAUGCCUGCAAAAUCCUCCAAGAUGUACGGCACGCUGAGGAAGGGAUCUGUCUGCUCGGACCCGAAGCCACAACAAGUGAAGAAGAUCUUCGAAGCACUGAAGAGAGGCCUCAAGGAGUAUCUGUGCGUCCAGCAGGCCGAGCUGGACUACCUGUCAGGACGCCACAAGGACACGCGCAGGAACUCCAGGCUGGCUUUCUAUUAUGACCUGGACAAGAAGCAAACACGCUCUGUGGAAAGGCACAUUCGGAAGAUGGAGUUUCACAUCAGCAAGGUGGACGAGCUCUACGAGGGCUACUGCAUCCAGUGCCGCCUGCGCGACGGCGCCUCCAACAUGCAGCGGGCCUUCUCCAGGUGCCCGCCGAGCCGCGCCUCCCGAGAGAGCCUGCAGGAGCUGGGCCGCAGCCUGCAGGAGUGCACCGAGGACAUGUGGCUCAUCGAGGGGGCCCUGGAGGUUCAUCUGGGCGAGUUCCACAUCAGGAUGAAAGGCUUGGUGGGCUACGCACGCCUCUGUCCCGGAGACCAGUACGAGGUGCUCAUGCGCCUGGGCCGCCAGCGCUGGAAGCUGAGGGGCCGGAUCGAGUCUGACGACAGCCAGACCUGGGAUGAGGAGGAGAAGGCCUUCAUCCCUACCCUGCACGAGAACUUCGAAAUCAAGGUGACAGAGCUUCGCGGCCUGAGCUCGCUGGCGGUGGGCGCAGUCACGUGUGAUAUCACCGACUUCUUCACCACCCGACCGCAGGUCAUCGUGGUGGACAUCACAGAGCUGGGCACCAUCAAGCUGCAGCUGGAGGUGCUUUGGAACCCGUUUGACACUGAGAGCUUCCUGGUGUCGCCCAGCCCCGUGGGCAAAUUCUCCAUGGGCAGCAGGAAGGGCUCCUUGUACAACUGGACACCCCCGAGCACCCCCAGCUUCCGGGAGAGGUACUACGUGUCUGUCCUGCAGCAGCCAGCACAGCAGGCCUUGCUGCUGGACCAGCCGAGGGCCACCUCUAUCCUCAGCUGCCUGUCUGACGGUGACAUUCGGGGCCCCAGCCUGCGGAGCCAGAGUCAGGAGCUGCCUGAGAUGGACUCCUUCAGCUCCGAGGACCCCCGAGACACUGAGACCAGCACGUCAGUGUCUACCUCGGAUGUAGGGUUCCUGCCCUUGGCCAUCGGCCCCAACAUCUCUAUUGAAGAGGAGGCCCAGGAGGACCCCCCACCCCUGGGCCUCCUGCCAGAGAUGUUCCACCUGGCAGAGGGUGCAUUUGUGGAGCAGCCUGGCUGGAGAAAUUUUGGAGUGGAAAGCCUGGACCUGCCACAGGGCUCCCCGUUCCACGACCACAGGAUCCCGGGGAGCCAGGAGGGCCACGAUGAAGGAGAAACUGAGGAUGUAGAUGGGCCCCGGGUGCCCCUUGAGAGGCCCCUGCAGGAGGUCCUGGAUUUACUGCGGUCCAGAGACCCUGCCCCGCCCCAGCUCCGGGAGCUGGAGUACCAGGUCCUCGGCUUCAGGGACCGGCUGAAGCCCCGUGGAGCCCGCCAGGAGCAUGCCUCCACCGACAGCCUGAUGGAGUGCAUCCUGGAGAGUUUCUCCUUCCUCAACGCCCACAUCACCCCGCACGAGCUGGCCCUGUUUGGGGGCUCCCAGGACCCCCGAUCGGACAGGACCCCACCUCUACCGCCAUCGCUGAAAGCGUCAUCCAAGGAGCUCACGGCUGGGGCUCCGGAGCUGGACAUGCUGCUCGCGGUUCACCUCCAAAUCUGCAAAGCGCUGCUGCAGAAACUGGACUUUCCUAAUUUGUCGAGGAUGGUCCAGGACUGCCUUCUGGAAGAAGCCGCACAGCAGAAGCAAGUUCUGGAGAUGCUUUCUGUGCUUGAUUUUGAGAAGGUCAGCAAGGCAACAUCUGUUGAAGAGAUCGUCCCGCAGGCUUCCCGGAGGAAGGGGUGCCUGAAGGUGUGGAGAGGGUGCACAGAGCCCGGCGGGGUCCUGUCCUGCCCCGGCACAGCGCUGCUGAACCAGCUCAAGAAGACGUUCCUGCACAGAGUCGGAGGGAAACACCCAGGGCAACUGGAACUAGCCUGCCGCAGGCUCCUGGAGCAGGUGGUCAGCUGCAGCGGGCUGCUGCCCCGAGCCGGGCUCCCCGAGGAACAGACCGUCACCUGGUUCCAGUUUCACAGCUACCUGCAGAGGCAGAGUGUCUCCGACCUGGAGAAGCACUUUGCCCAGCUCAGCAAGGAAGUAACACUCGUUGAGGAGCUGCAGUGCGUGGGCCGUGCCAAGACAGUCAGGAAGCUACAGGGGAAGCGGCUGGGCCAGCUUCAGCCCCUGCCUCAGACACUGAGGGCCUGGGCGCUGCUCCAGCUGGACGGGACCCCACGGGUGUGCAGGGUGGCCAGCGCUCGCCUGGCCAGCGCAGCCAGGAACAAGAGCUUUCGGGAAAAGGCUUUGCUCUUCUACACCAACGCCCUGACUGAGAACGACACAAAACUCCAGCAAGCCGCAUGCGUGGCACUAAAACAUCUCAGGGGCAUCGAAAGCAUUGAUCAGAUUGCCAGCCUAUGCCAGUCUGACCUGGAGGCCGUGCGCGCGGCAGCCAGGGAAACCACGCUGUCGUUUGGUGAAAAAGGACGUUUAGCUUUUGAGAAGAUGGACAAACUUUACUCAGAACAAAGACAAGAAGCCUUUGGCCAGGAGGCAGAUGUUGAAAUCACAGUAUUUUAAAAAGCCUUAGCCGAUGAGCUCAAAUCUGGCAUCUGUUUUUGCUGCUGCCCAGCCGUGACAUGGGGACUGAGCUUUGGGUGGGGGUACGCUGUGCGCUCCCCAAGAAGCAUGAGCUGGCCAAGCUGCUCUGAGUCUCCGGGCCAGUUACAAAGCCAGGGCACAAGUGGGACUUUUGUACAGGGGCACAUGAGCUGACGCACAGCACUCUGAAGACUGCACUUCAGCCGGCUUUUGGCUUCGGGAAUCUGUCUUGAUCUUCCCCAGGAGGCAGAGCUGGGUCAGUGCCAGCCACAAGGAGGCCACCAUUUCCGGUUCAAUAAAGACUGGGACUGACGGGCGGCUCACCAUGCUAAGGAGAGAGGAGGUCAAGUCAUUUCAAUGGCAGCAAGCUGUCACCAAGGCGAGCUGGCAGGGGCGGGAGGCAGAGCCAAGGUUUCUACGAUUCACUCCCUUAACCCGAGCUGCAGCCCACGUGCCACAGUGGAGACUGGUGGCGGCCUGCUGACCACCGACCUUUUACUGUGGUUCAAGAGCACAAAGGAAAGGAGGACAUGCCAUCAGCCAAGUAACCUGGAGUGUCACGUCAGUGAAAGCAUUUGCUUUGACCUCACGAAGCAAAAUGGAAUCCAGUUUUCAAAGGAAGUCAAUUUAGGGCUUAUUGAGUAAAUUGCUUCAGGAACCAUAGCUGGUUUGAAGAAAGAUUUCACUGAAGAUCAUGUUGAAGGAAAGAAAGUUAGUUUCCUGUUUAAGUCUAUUAAAACAAAAACUCCAGUGUGUCCUGAGCUUUCUGUGUUAAUAAUGUAGAGACAAGCCGGGUCUGACGGUGGCCGUCGGCAAUGGCACCGAGCAGCUGUAACUUAAACGUGCUCAUUUAAUUUCCUGUGUAUACUCUGUGCUUGUUGGUUUAACUUGGUAUUUAUUUGCCUUGUCUAUAUGUUGUUUUCUGAAAUUUCAAUUAAAAUAACUUUUUAUUGGUA